GGGACAGCCGAGUAGCACGGUCUCUCCUUCGUCGGUCGUCCAAAACACAACACAAUGGCGGAUAAGGACAAGAAAAUAAAGAAGAAGAAGGCGAAGGAAGAUGCACCAGCAGAAGAGGCUCCGGCCCCAGCCGCGCCCGCGUCCACCGGUGGCAGCGAGCGCCAAAGCUCGCGCGGCAGCCGCAAGGCCAAGCGCACCGGUUCCAACGUCUUCUCCAUGUUCUCACAGAAGCAGGUCGCUGAGUUCAAAGAGGCGUUCCAGCUAAUGGACCACGACAAGGACGGCAUCAUCGGCAAGAACGACCUCCGCGCCACGUUCGACUCGCUCGGCAGGCUCGCCGCCGAGAAGGAGCUCGACGAGAUGGUGAACGAGGCUUCCGGCCCCAUCAACUUCACCCAGCUCCUAACCCUCUUCGCCAACCGCAUGUCCGGCGGCUCCGACGAGGACGACGUCGUCAUCAACGCCUUCAAGACCUUCGACGAGGAGGGCAAGAUCGACUCCGAGCGUCUCCGGCAUGCGCUCAUGACCUGGGGCGACAAGUUCUCCGCUGACGAGGUCGACGAGGCCUACGACCAGAUGGACAUCGACGACAAAGGCUUCAUUGACACCACCAAGCUGAUCACCAUGCUCACAGCCAGCGCCGAGGAGGAGGAAGGCGGAGAAGCGGCGUAAUCCACCAGGCGUCGCCUGAGAGACAGCACUCGCGCUCGGCCCAACGGUUCCGCAUUAAACAUCCGUAACCUGUGAACCGAACAACUUUUUUAUUUUAUACUAUCUCAUAAUAAUAUGUAAUUUAUUGUUUCCAUUUUUAAUUUAUAAUUUUAUUAUAAUGCAAAUAUAGUUCUACUAUUCAAUUGAUGAGUGUAGCACUAUCCUUAACAACAGCGGUAAAUCGUUCGCCCAAGCCGAGUAACAUCCCAAAAGGAAUACUAUGUAUUCUAAAAUUAUAAUUUUCAAAUAAAGUUUUA
Chilo suppressalis (striped riceborer) is the source of this 968-nucleotide messenger RNA. NCBI's taxonomy places the organism in Eukaryota, Metazoa, Arthropoda, Insecta, Lepidoptera, Crambidae. The record is from the annotation of a GenBank genome assembly.